Monodelphis domestica (gray short-tailed opossum) is the source of this 4171-nucleotide messenger RNA. It is a transcript of the gene ART5, whose product is annotated as ADP-ribosyltransferase 5. Lineage: Eukaryota; Metazoa; Chordata; Mammalia; Didelphimorphia; Didelphidae. Gene Ontology annotation, molecular function: NAD+-protein-arginine ADP-ribosyltransferase activity; NAD+ poly-ADP-ribosyltransferase activity. The record is from RefSeq and is a predicted model, not a curated record.
GUUCGCAGGGCUAGUGUGGAGAAAGGGGAAGAGAAGGGGAGGGGAGGUAGAAAUGCUACAUUCAUGAAGGAAGUCAUGAUGAUGGUUGGAAAGUCAUGAGGAUGGUAGCUUUGAGACUGGGCUAGAUGGGGAGAACUCUCACCAAUCGCGAGCUGAGUAACUGCCCAGACUCAGCUUGAAUACCUUCGAUAAUGGAGAACUUAUUAACUAUGCAAGAAACGAGAUCAGUCUGUUAGGGAAACCAGACGGCUGCAUAAACCAGAAAGGGGUCCCAGAGAGCGCAAUGUGGACCCGGAGAAGGAGGAGAGAGCACUUAAGCUGGAGAACGUUAGGACAGAAUGUGCCUGCUUAGAAUUUCUCACCAAUUGUCCUAGUUCUUUGAUUAGCCUCUGGCAGGGCCCUAGAAAUCUCGUCCCAGGGUCUAUUUAUAGUGGGACUGACCGAAGACUCGAGGGAGCCGGAGGGAAUGUUUAUAAACAAGGAGUCACCUGGUAGAGGCUGCGGGAUUACUGGGAGCCUGGAAGCAGGCUGCAAGAUGGGCAAGUGGAGGGGGUGAGGGUGUUGAAUUAAAGUCCUCCUUCUCAGAGGCGGACUGUCCUCUCCACCUGCUCAGCCCCUUCUCCGCCCUCUCAGUGGAUGGGGGAGGGGGAGAGGACGAGUACAGAUUGGAGAAUUGUGCAUUAGGUCACAGAACUUCAGUUCAAGCCCCCGGUUUUCUGGGAACCCUAGUUUCGAGCAGGAGACCCAGUCUACCCUUCAGAAAGCCUCCAGUCGUUUGUGGAGAUAUUGUCCCUUUUCGUGGAGCGUCCAGACACAGGGAAGGGAAGGGGGACAAUUGGCCCCGAUACUCUUUCCUCCCGGAGCAGGGAUGAGAAGGAGGGGCCGCAGUGUCAGGUUGCAGGGAAGGGGGGUGUGGGUGGACCGUGGAGCCUACUAUACUUAGGCAGGAUUUUGUUUAUCAUCCCCACUCUGGUUCUGUGGGAGGAUCGACUGGAAUCCCAGCCUCCGUCCCUCCAGCUCCAGCCAUCUCCCAGGUUCUGGGUCCCAAGGCAUUCGCUCUGCGCUGUGCCCCGAGUCUCCCCCAGGGACAAUGCUGCCCACCCUGAUGAUUGCACUUAGCUGUCUGGGCCUCAGCCCCCUCAUACAGGCCCAAGUUAUCCCCAUCGUGCCUUUGGGCCCAGCUCCUAACACCUUUGAUGAUGCCUACUUGGACUGUGAGGAGCAGAUGGAGAAGGAGGCCACCCACCUGCUCCAGGAGGAGAUGGCGCGCCACUCCCUGCUCCGGGAAUCUUGGGGGGCUGCCACAGUUGCCUGGGAGAGUCGGAGGAAGGGGCUCACUCUGCCCAUGGGUUUCGGAACCCAGCAUGCUGUGGCUAUCAUGGUCUACACUAAUUCAUCCAACCCCCUGUACCAGGAGCUGAACUCGGCCGUGAGGACGGCCGGCAGCUCUCGGGAGGACUACAUGAAGCACUUCCCCUUCAAGGCCCUGCAUUUCUACCUGAUGCAGGCCCUGCAGCUGCUGAGAGCUUCAAAGAGCUGUCAGGGGGGCCUUGGACAGGAAGUGUUCCGAGGCGUGAGCACCCUCCGCUUCCAGCCUCAUCAGCUGGGAGAUGUCAUUCGCCUCGGCCAGUUCACUUCCACCUCGGAGGAGAAAGGGGUGGCCCAGGGAUUUGGGAACUCGACCUUCUUCACCAUGAGCACUUGUUUUGGAGUUCCCAUACAAGCCUUUUCAGUCUUCCCCGAAGAACGAGAGGUCCUCAUCCCUCCUCAUGAGGUUUUCCUGGUGUCUGGCUUCUCUCACGAUGGGGUCCGGAACCUGGUGACCAUCAGGAGUCUCAAUCGGACCUGCAGCCACUUCAACUGUGCCUACCUUGGAGGAGAAAAGAAAGAAGGCUGUGUAUCUAACCCAGGACAAAGUUGGGAUGCUUUCUUCCCAGGAUCUUGGCCUCAGCUAAUGCCAAGGACUCUGCUCCUGCCUCAUGGGGCCUUCCAGCUCUCAGGUCCAGUGCCCUGAUCGUCCAACUUCUGACCUGGGGAAUUGUAGGGACCUGUUGGUCCUCCUGCUUGUGUAGGCCUGGCCAGGUUGAGGGCAGCUUGGAAAAGAAGAAGAAAAAGAUGAAGAUAAGGAUGAGAAUGAUGAAGGUGUUUGGGAGUUGAUCUGUGAGUAGUGUCCAUCCUGGGAUCAGGGCAGGGGCCUUAUGCCCCUCUGACCAGUCGGAUGUGGAACUGCAGUGGGUGAGGCCACUCCACUUUGUGGUUGUUGCCAUGACCACCUCUCAAUAAAAGACCUUGCAAAAUGUCUGCCUUCUUCUUCCAAGUACAGGUCUAUGAUGGCCCCUCUCAUUGGCUGGUAGGUCCACUGGUCAGUCACUUGGUCACUUAUUCAGCCAAAAAUAUGUUUCAGACAGGGCUUUCCAUGCAUUCUUCUCUGAUGCGCUGCAGUAAAGCUGUUCAUUGUCUUCAUUUUAAAUGUCCUGCUACAUCUCAAUAUAAACAAGCUUACAUGUGUCCUUUUGAUGUUUGGGGCAAUAUAUCUCCCUACCUGAUUGCAUUUCCUGUCCUUGUAUGUUGCUUAGAGAUCCGGGAAAUUGCCAAAGAAUGAACUAAGGGGUUUCACAACACUAGUUAUAUUUACAAAGCAAUUAUUAUCUGUUGACUUCAGCCAAACAUGGGAAGAUCCAGUGACCACAAAAGGUCUGUUCAAGAAAUGCAAUUCCCUAGCCUCAACUCAAUAAUAAUUUCUUAACUGUCUACUUUGGACUAGUCAUUGAAUCGGGGAUGGACAUUUGAAAGUGACACUGCUUACCUUCUGAUAACAUACAGUCUAUUGGAAAGGAGACAAUAGACACACUGAUAAAUAGAUGUAAUGACGUUUCCUUUUCAGAACUGGUUAUGUUUGUAGGUGUAAGGAACCAAGACAAAUAUGGUGUGAGGCUUUGAGUGAUGGACUGGAAAAUCCAGGAAAGCAUCAGAAACAAUGGACUUGUCCCCAAGGAUAUUAUAGACUAUCUCAAUACCUUGUUUCCUAGCUGCUUGUUUGCAUAAGGACAACAAAAAGAAACUUAAAAGAACUGGGAAGCCUGAACCCUAGGGCUGUCUGGUGAUUAUUGGACAAAUGGCCAUAGCCUGUAGAGAUGAUCUGGGAAACAUACUGGAUGGUUUCCAUAGAGACAGUUGGGUGGGUGGAGUGGAUAGAACACUGAGCUUUUCCUCAGGAAGACCUGCUGGUUCAAAUUCAUCGUUAGAACAAUUCCUGGCAUUGUGACCCUGAAUAAGUCACUCUAUUUGUUUCAGUUUUCUCAAGUGUAAAAUCAGGAUAAUAAUAGUGCCUACCUCACAGGGUUGUUGUGAGGAUCAAAUGGGUAAUAUUCAUAAAGCACUUAGCAUUGGACCUGGCACAUAGUAGGUACUUGAUUAAAACUUUUUUCUCCACCCCUAUAAUCAAAAGUGAGAUUUCUCACUCAAGGAAGCCAAUCCUAAACCAGAAAUAAUGGUCAUUAAAGAAAAGAAAAAGAGGGGCUUUAUAUCUCUGUACUGUUGUCUGUGGCCAGAAAGAUGAAGACUCGGGGCACAGAAAUGAAAAACAAACAAACAAACAAACCAGCUUUCUAUCAAUCUCAAGCUAAGAGUUUUUGUUGUUUCUGAAAAAGAGGACACACUACCCCAGUUGAAAGUUUCAGUUGAGAGUGACACUAGAAGUGGCAGAAACUCUAGUUGUCAUUAAGGAGUAACCCACCCAAGUGGAGAGCAACAACAGAGCAACCCAGCAGCCAAACAGCCCCAAUGAGGGGACCAUCUAGCUGAGAAGUGGUACCCUGUGAGGAUCUAGCCCAGCCCAGCCUAACAGCAGAGCCACCCUUCUAGCCCAGAUACUGCUUUCAGCAGCAAAUUUUAUGAGGAAAUCGUUUGAGAGAGAGAGAAGAUAUGGAGGCCCUAUCAUUCUGAAGAGAUAAGAGACACUGAGGUCCUGCAGUUAUGGAGAUGUGAGUUGCCUUGGACAAGUGUCCAUAUGUACCUCACUGUUACUGGACUUGAACUUCAUGCCCACACUCCCUCCCAUGAAAGUUGUAUGUUGGUGGGAAAUUGGCCUCAGGUUUAUGGGAGGGAUGAAUGUGUUGUAACUAUUGUUCCUUCUAUGCUAUUUGAGUAAAUGCCUUUGUUGAGUUGUCCA